CAGAAAACAAAAGAGAUGGGGAAGAGAGAAAGGCAGAUGAGAGCAGACCAGGCUCCCUCCCUCCUACCUCUCUCCAUCUCACCCACCUCCCAGCCUCCUUGUCUGAUGAGGCCUGGGCAAGCAUGAGCAUGGAGAAGAGCCACUGUGAGGAGAGUUUCUCCAGCCUGCUGCUGGAGGACAUAAAACUGAGGCUGCUCCAAGCUUUCCGGGAACAGGGAUCAAGGGAAGUUGCCAUUGCCCAACUGUCUGGAGCAGUUGAACACUCAGGCAGUGGCAACACUGCACAGGUUGCCCAGGAGGAACUGCAGAGGGUGCAUAUAGAGGGAGCCAUUGCCUGGCUUCGUGUGGAACUGCUAGAGAUGAAGUCCCAGAACCGCAAACUUGCCAGAACUCUGCUGGAUUUAAGCAUGGAAAUAAAAAGGCUGAGAAAUGAAACCGACAUGUCAGCGGCUCUAGAAUCAAAGACGCUAAGCACUACUGCAAUCCCAGAAUAACCUACAAGAAUUCAAGGCAUAAAGUCUGAAAAUGCAGCACACAUCCAUUCCCGCCAGUGAUCCUGACAAAAUCUGAAGAUUAUGUUCCAAGUGAGGUUCAACUUGGUAAUGGAUUGUGGCUUGAAUAUGAUUAAGAAUUCCACUUAACUGAACUAUGGAAAGGUUGUGGUUUGUAUAUUACAAUUGGAUGCUUUUUCCCAAGGCUUAGCCAAAAUAGAGAGAAGAAUGUGACACCUACAGAGAAAGCAAUCUUAUAUUGGACACUAGAAUAUGCACACUAGAACCUAUUCUCCCAGAUUUUUCUUUUUAAAAAUGCAAUUGGAACUAAAACACCAGCUCUUUAAUACCUGUGUGUUUUGCCCAGAACGUUGGAAAUUUUCUUGAAAAGGUAAUGUAGGAAAGAGUUAAACUAGGUAUGGGAAAAGUGCAGUCUAUGAGGUACAUGUGGCUUUUGGGACCUCAUGUAAGUCUCUGUAAGUUCUCCUGAAGACCCCUUGGCUCCAUUCUUUUAUUAUUAUUUUUUUAGUUGUGGGUGAUUUUUUUUAACCUGAAAUGACCCCAAACACCUCAAAGUUACCAAUGUGAUCGCCCCCCCCCCAAAAAAAAAACCCAGCCUCAAAACAUACAUCCAAACCUCAUGCAAAAAGCCAUAAAUCAGCCAAAAACAAGAUGGGAAAUUACAUGGCAUCACUUCCAGUUGCAGUGUGACUGUCGGGGGGAUGAUGGAAAGAGGGAUACUCCUCCUUACCAGAUGCCCAGUUUUGAAUUAAACCUUAUCCACUGUCAUAGCCCUGAUUCAGGGGGCAGGCAGUUCAUACCUGCCUUUGCACUUUUAAAAACUCAUGGGCAAUUCAUUACUGGUUUCUUACCACCUCAUUACAUCCUCAGUUUCAUUGCUUUUGCAUUCACAGUUUGUAGGCACUGCAUUCAAUCACCUGUCACUUCAACAUUCGCUUCUCUAAUUGCACUGAGAGAAAUGAUGACAGCCCUUUGGAAUAUUUUCCACUUUUUUUAAAAAAAGAAAAAAAAUUGUAAUGUCUUAAAGUUUUUCUACUAAACUCAAAUAAAAUACG
This is a messenger RNA of Sceloporus undulatus (fence lizard), 1567 nucleotides long. Its product is annotated as alanine and arginine-rich domain-containing protein-like. The record is from RefSeq and is a predicted model, not a curated record. The coding region runs from base 123 to 494 and encodes 123 amino acids. NCBI's taxonomy places the organism in Eukaryota, Metazoa, Chordata, Lepidosauria, Squamata, Phrynosomatidae. The transcript has 2 exons.